This is a messenger RNA of Sebastes umbrosus (honeycomb rockfish), 1946 nucleotides long. It is a transcript of the gene adcyap1r1b, whose product is annotated as adenylate cyclase activating polypeptide 1b (pituitary) receptor type I. The transcript is spliced from 14 exons. NCBI's taxonomy places the organism in Eukaryota, Metazoa, Chordata, Actinopteri, Perciformes, Sebastidae. Bases 452 to 1798 code for a protein of 448 amino acids. Gene Ontology annotation, biological process: adenylate cyclase-modulating G protein-coupled receptor signaling pathway; cell surface receptor signaling pathway. Gene Ontology annotation, molecular function: vasoactive intestinal polypeptide receptor activity; peptide hormone binding; G protein-coupled peptide receptor activity. The record is from RefSeq and is a predicted model, not a curated record. Gene Ontology annotation, cellular component: neuron projection; plasma membrane.
GAGAGAGGGGGGGGGGAGAGAGAGAGAGUUAGUUGAAAUGCGCGGUGCAUUCUUCUGUGGAGGCGAAGCGAGCAGCCAUCCGCAGGGCUGCACAAUUGCUCGCAACAUCUCCAGUGAUCAUUCAACCCUUUAUCGGGACACUGGGAGGAAAUCUGAAUGAAUUUUCCUGCAAAAAAAACAAACUCUCAAACGCAUUUCAGUGCAAGCUGCCUGUCGGGUGGAGGUAUAGUGUUGCCUGGGGCCACUGGAGACUCUCUUGUACCUUCUUGUCCUGUGAGGGCUGAUUUGUCCCCUGCGAGGACAGCCUCUCCUCAUCAGCCGCGGAGGAUCCACGGAGCUGCAUUUUGGAGAAUAAUAUCGACACAAUGAUCCGAAGGUGAGCUGAAGUCCUGUUGUGUUCGUCUGUCCGGCUGUCAGAGCUUGAUGUUUAGAGGAAACUGAGAAACACAAAAUGACUGCUGCUAACAUCAGCCCGCUGACCCUCGCCCUCCUCCUCCUCUUACCCUUGGUUUCGAGCCAAGAGGUGCCCACUAACUGUGUGAUCAAGAGGGAGCAGGAGAAAUGCAUGGAAAUGAUGGCCUCGGAUGAUCCUGGGAACGAUCCAGAAUUCGGCUGUCCGUGGUUUUGGGACAAUCUGACGUGUUGGCAGCCCGCCAGGAUCGGUGAGGUGGUCGAAGUCAACUGUCCUGAACUCUUCUCUCAGUUCAUAAGUGAAGAAGACUUUGAGGUGGGGACGGUGAGUCGUAACUGCACUGAGUUUGGCUGGACAGAGACCUUCCCUCAUUACAUCGAUGCCUGCCUGGGUGACGAGGUGAACACCACUCAACCGGACAUGUACUAUGUGUCAGUGAAGGCUCUGUACACUGUGGGCUACAGCACAUCGUUGGUCUCCCUCACCACGGCCAUGGUCAUCCUGUGCAGGUUCAGGAAGCUGCACUGUACCAGGAACUUCAUCCACAUGAACCUAUUUGUGUCGUUCAUAUUGAGAGCUAUUUCAGUCUUCAUCAAAGACGGCGUGCUGUACGCCAAAGAGGACAGCGAGCACUGCUUCAUACACACCCUGGAGUGUCGAGCAGUGAUGAUAUUCUUCCAUUACUGCGUCCUCUCGAACUACUUCUGGCUCUUCAUCGAGGGUCUGUACCUCUUCACUUUACUGGUGGAGACCUUCUUCCCUGAAAAGAGAUACUUCUACUGGUACAUCAUCAUCGGUUGGGGGGCCCCCACAGUGUGUGUGACCAUCUGGGCGGUGCUGAAGCUACACUUUGAUGAUGUCGGGUGCUGGGACACGAAUAACAACGCUGCCAUCUGGUGGGUGAUCAAGGGACCUGUGCUCGCCUCUAUUAUGAUCAACUUUGUGCUCUUCAUCGGCAUCAUCAUCAUCCUUGUCCAGAAAUUACAGUCCCCAGAUAUCGGUGGGAAUGAAUCCAGUAUUUACCUGAGGUUGGCCCGCUCCACUCUGCUACUGAUUCCUCUGUUUGGGAUCCACUACACUGUGUUUGCCUUCUCCCCUGAGAACGUCAGCAAGAGAGAGCGUCUGGUGUUUGAGCUCGGCCUCGGAUCCUUCCAGGGCUUUGUCGUGGCUGUCCUCUACUGCUUCCUGAAUGGAGAGGUGCAAUCGGAGAUCAAGAGGAAAUGGCGCAGCUGGACGGUGAACAGGUACUUUGCUGUGGACCUGAAGCACCGGCAUCCUUCGCUGGCGAGCAGUGGGGUGAACGGGGGCACUCAGCUGUCCAUUCUCAGCAAGAGCAGCUCGCAGAUCCGCAUGUCCAGCCUGCAGGCCGAGACCCCGGCCACCUGAGUGACGCCGGUGGGGACGCCGUGUCCGGCAACGCCACCGCCGCCGCCUCCGGACCUGACGCCGCCAAACCUGCCACACCCACCAUCCUCCCGAUGACCAGCCUCGCCAACCCGUUCCUCAACCCGUACCCCAACCCGUACCCAGACGA